GGAUUCUUUUGUGUGUCCCUUUAACUUCUCCAGGAUGAUCCUCUGUAACUAUGAGCACAUCUCCUUCCUCUGGGUUCUGGUGGUUCCUCUCUACAGGCUCGUUAUCCCAAACCAGAGAGAGCAGGCUUCAUGGUGGAGGAGGCCAGGGCUGGGGAGCUCUGACUUGGGGGCUGGAGACAAUUGGGCAGUAGAAGGGACUGGGAACCCCACUUCCCGCCCCCAUGCUCCCGUUCCAGAGGCAGCUGUGUGUAUGACCUCAUCCCGCAAACAUGCUUUGUUCCUGAGAAAAUGGAAAGUGUCUGAGGUUUGGUGGGGGCUGGGUGUCCACCCCAACAGCUCUCAGGGCUCCCCAUGUCUUACUUCCCACCCAAGAGGGGGCCUGACUGGGGAGAAAAGGUCCCCAGUGGCUCCUGCUCUCUCACCCUUCACUCCCCUCAACAUCAAACUCUAAAAACUCAGAAAAGGUGGGGAGAGGCUGCUUCUCCAAGGCAGGGGAUGGGGCUCAUGGUGGGGUGUGUGGGCAAAGAUCCUGGGGCUCUAUAGACACUGCAGGGAGGGGGUGCCUGCAGGAGGUGGCCAGGGACACACUGCUCUCUCAGUCUGUCUCCAGUUCUCUGUCUCCGAAGGCAUCACAUUUUCCCUUUUCUGCCUGUUGCUGGCAAAACCUGACAUCUGGCCCUCUCUGCUGCCACAGCUGCUGCAGAUGUUGCAGCCAAGGCUGUCCAGGAUGGUGUGACCAGAGACGACAGCAGGAGUGAAGGGGGGUGAGGGCAGAGGGUCCAGCUAGGGGAAGCCUGACAGUGUCCAGCUUGCGGAUUUCCUUCCACUGAAACCUAGGCUGAGCCUCUCCAGUUUUUGUUGCUUGGCUGAUUCUCCUGGGAGGAGAAACCGAUCUCACACCCAGCCUCCACUAGUCGUCUGUCCAGUGUCCCUCUAGCAUUCCACUGUUUCUGGAUCAGAAGCGGGGCCUGAACAGCCCAUUCUCUAAGCUCCCCAGUUUCAGCACUGUAGGUAAAGGAUCCUUUAUUUCUAUUCCUAGGGUCCCUUCCUGGGAGUCAGAAGGUGAGAGAGCCGUCUAUGUGAGGUAGAGGGAGUGGCUCCCUGCUCCCACUCCUGCCCUGGAGGCACUAAGGACACUGGAGCAGGAAGUGGGAGGCUGGGGCAGGAAGUGAGUCACUGACCCAGGAAAAGCCCCUUCCCCCCAGAUCUGCUAGGGCCUAAAUAAGAAAACAACGUCUGCUUCCUGAUUUUUUCCUGACCCCCUUCCUACCCUUACAGACAGAUGCAGAAAUAAAUACACAAGACGCCUGGAUUGCCUGAAGCACCCCUUCCCCAUCCCCACCUGCUCUGAUCUGGGCUCCUUCUCGUUGCCACCAUGAGUGAGGCAUUUGACUGUUCAAAAUGCAGUGAGUCCCUGUAUGGCCGCAAGUACAUCCAGACAGACAGUGGCCCCUACUGUGUGCCCUGCUAUGACAACACCUUCGCUAACACCUGUGCUGAGUGCCAGCAGCUUAUUGGGCACGACUCGAGGGAGCUCUUCUAUGAGGAUCGCCACUUCCACGAGGGCUGCUUCCGCUGCUGCCGCUGCCAGCGCUCCCUAGCCGAUGAACCCUUCACCUGCCAGGACAAUGAGCUGCUCUGCAAUGACUGCUACUGCAGUGCCUUCUCUUCACAGUGCUCUGCCUGUGGGGAAACCGUCAUGCCCGGGUCCCGGAAACUAGAAUAUGGAGGCCAGACAUGGCAUGAGCAAUGCUUCCUGUGCAGUGGCUGUGAGCAGCCGCUGGGCUCCCGCUCCUUUGUGCCCGACAAAGAUGCUCACUACUGCGUGCCCUGCUAUGAGAACAAGUUUGCUCCUCGCUGUGCCCGCUGCAGCAAGACGCUGACCCAGGGUGGAGUGACGUACCGUGAUCAGCCCUGGCAUCGAGAAUGCUUGGUCUGCACUGGGUGCCAGACACCCCUGGCAGGACAGCAAUUCACCUCUCGGGAUGAUGAUCCCUAUUGUGUGGCCUGUUUUGGAGAACUCUUUGCACCUAAGUGCAGCAGCUGCAAGUGCCCCAUCACAGGACUUGGUGGAGGCAAGUACGUGUCCUUUGAAGACCGGCACUGGCACCACAGCUGCUUCUCCUGUGCACGCUGCUCCACCUCCCUGGUGGGCCAAGGCUUUGUGCCGGAUGGAGACCAAGUGUUAUGCCAGGGCUGCAGCCAGGCAACGCCCUGAGUCGGGGCUCCUGGCCUGGGCAUUCUUAAUCCAGGACUCCAGGACUAUGGCUCCUUUUCUGAACCACCUCUGUAACACAGCCCCUCCCCAGAAUGGGGCUCUCCUAGGCUCCAGGAUUCAGACUCCUUACUCCAACAUACCCCAACUGGUACUCCCUCACUCAAGGCCCUAAACCUGGGCUCUUAAAAAAGCAUCCAUGAUUCAGGCCCCCACUCCAAGUCUGGACUGUAAAACAUAGCCCGCAUCCCUGCAGUGUGGAUUCCUAUGCCAAGCCUCCUUUUCCAGUCAGGAUCUAGACCCCAGCCCUCCAAACUUGGACUCUGGGACCUAGGCUCUCCUAAAUCUAGAUCUCUCUGCAUAGAUUAUUUUAGGUCUCCUAUGGGUGCCUGAGAAGUCCUCAAACAUAGUACUCAGGCUUGGCUCCACCCCUAGCCUCAGGGCUGGGGCUAUUUGAGCAGCAGAUCAGAGUCUCACUGGUGAAAGGGUCCUGAGGUACAGUAUGCUGCCUAGUUCUAGGUCAUCAAGCAUCUUCUCAUCGUAUUUCAGCGGCAUUUCGCUCAGAAAUGUGCAGAGGGGGCGUGGCUCACUCCCCCCUUCCAGAUUCUGCAAUAAAGCAGUAUAAGGAA
Messenger RNA from Fukomys damarensis (Damara mole-rat), 2844 nucleotides. It is a transcript of the gene Fhl3, whose product is annotated as four and a half LIM domains 3. The transcript is spliced from 6 exons. Lineage: Eukaryota; Metazoa; Chordata; Mammalia; Rodentia; Bathyergidae. The coding region runs from base 1376 to 2218 and encodes 280 amino acids. Gene Ontology annotation, molecular function: actin binding; transcription coregulator activity. Gene Ontology annotation, biological process: actin cytoskeleton organization. Gene Ontology annotation, cellular component: Z disc; nucleus; stress fiber. The record is from RefSeq and is a predicted model, not a curated record.